AUGAGCCAAUAUGCACCAUUUAUACUGAAAGAUUUCAUAUUUGAAUACUUGAGCUACAUAUUUAAACUGAUCCCUGGUCAAGAAACCUGCAAAAAACAAUUGAAGAUCUGUAUAGAUGUUGAGCAUGCAAAAUGCAGCAUAUGCUUGAAUAUAUGGCAUGAUGUUAUCACUAUUGCUCCUUGCCUUCAUAACUUCUGCAACGGAUGCUUUUCUGAGUGGUUAGAGAGGUCACAGAAGAAACAUUCAAGAGUUUUAUGCCCCCAGUGUAGAGCUGUUGUACAAUUUGCUGGAAGAAACCCAUUUCUGCGCAAUAUUGAGGAGGAGAUCCUGCAAGCGGAUCCUUCUUUAAAAAGUUCAAAUGAAGAAAUUGCACUUAUAGACUCUUAUGCGACGAUAAGAUCAAAUCUUGUCAUUGGGACUGAAAGAGGUAGUCAAAGGAAAAGGGGUCCGGCAUUUGUUAGUGAUGAAUAUGAUAGUGAAGAAAGUGAUGACGAAGGACCUCAAUGCCCUCAAUGUGGCUCUGAAAUUGGUGGGUUUCAAUGCAACCAGCAAACAAUCCAUUUACAAUGUCAAAAUUGUGGUGGAAUGAUGCCUUCUAGGGCCGAUACACAUGUACCACAACAUUGUUCAGGAUGUGAUGGAACAUUUUGUGGUGCAUAUUGGCACGCUCAAAGGGUUACCAGAGGUGAAUUUUAUCCUGUGUGCAAUCAUGAAACAUUUAGACCGAUUUCUCAACACACAAUCACUAGGAUUCCUUUCUUGGCACACGAAAUGAACAGACAAGAACAAGAUAUCACGGAAAGGUGUAUUAGACAGUAUGAAAGAUAA
Hibiscus syriacus is the source of this 828-nucleotide messenger RNA. RefSeq names its product E3 ubiquitin-protein ligase CHFR-like. Gene Ontology annotation, cellular component: nucleus. NCBI's taxonomy places the organism in Eukaryota, Viridiplantae, Streptophyta, Magnoliopsida, Malvales, Malvaceae. The record is from RefSeq and is a predicted model, not a curated record. The coding region runs from base 1 to 828 and encodes 275 amino acids. Gene Ontology annotation, biological process: mitotic cell cycle checkpoint signaling; protein ubiquitination; ubiquitin-dependent protein catabolic process. Gene Ontology annotation, molecular function: ubiquitin-protein transferase activity; metal ion binding. The transcript is spliced from 10 exons.